AUAGAGAAACAUGUAUGGCAGCUAUUUCAGAUAUAUUAAUGAAUGCGAUGCAUUUGAUGCUGGGUAAACGAGAAACUCAACAUUUUUCACUUUCUGAUAUUGCAUCAUCUGCUUCUACAAGCAGAGAUAAUGAUUUUCCAGAGCAGAAUAUGAACGAUAAUCCAAACAAUUGCCAUAAGGAAUUGUUUCCCACAAUUCCUUUAGAAGAUGCAUUGGAGAUAUUGAAUAAAAUAGCACAGGCAAAGAUGGAUAAGAUAAAUCAUGAAUCGGUGAAGAUAAAGGAUGCUUAUGGCAGAAUACUAUGUGAAGACGUACAUCCGAAUUGUUCCGUGCCACCGUUUAGAACUUCCUCUAAGCAUGGGUACGCAGUGUCGGUAAAAGAUGGAAAAGAAUUGAGAAGAGUGCAGGAAGGAGAAAAUGGGUUUCCUCCGCUUCCGCUUCAACCUGGAACAUGCGUAUGGGUAAACAGUGGGGAACCUAUUCCUGAAGGAGCAACAGCAGUUGUACAAGUGAAGGAUACAAAGCCAUUAGAAGGAUCCCCGAACGACGACAGCAAGUAUAUUGAGAUAAUGAUUAAACCACAACACGGACAAAACAUUAAACCUAUAGGUUUCGACAUAUGUGACAGAAAAAAGGAUAUUAUUCUAAAGAAAUUUACACGUAUUGGCCCAGAGGAAAUAGGAGUCUUGGCAGCUUCCGGGUGCAAAGAAGUUAUAGUCGCUAAACGGUUGUCUAUAGGUGUGUUAUCCAUCGGCGAUAACUUACAAGAACCUGGAGAACCUUUACAACCAGGAUUUACUUACGAUAUUAACAGAAUAACUUUAAUCUCAUUAUUAAAACAUAAUGGCUACUCUUCUUUGGAUUUCGGAAUUGUGAAUGAUAAAUCUUCGUCUAUUCAGGAGAAAAUCGAGGAAGCUUUAAAAAGAGUAGAUAUACUUGUGACGACAGGCUCUAUUAAUGAUAAGGAUUUAUUAAAGAACAUUUUAAUGAAUUACUUUAAAGCUGAUGUACAUUUUGGUAAUGUAAAUAUAAAACCAGGGAAAUCAACGACACUAGCAAGUUGCAAGAUUAAGUCUAAGAUCAAUUACGAGACGAAGUAUUUCUUGUGUUUUUCGGGAAAUCCGAUGUCCGCUUUGACUGCCGCGCAUCUAUUCCUUUUGCCCUUUGUGAACAAGUUGCAUUGCGAUGCAAAUACAGAACCUGCUGCAAUACCAACUCAGACAGACGCUUCGUUCCUUUUACAUCAUCGUCGUAGAAUAGCGUGGACAUAUUUACGAUGGUUCAAUAAAGAAAACGUCGCAAGAGCUAUCAACACAAGUAAUCGCUACAAGGAUACACUGUGCAAUAUGAUAAGUUCAAACGCAUUUUACCUCUUACCAACGACAGAGCAGAAUGUAGAACCGCUAUUUGAAACCAACAAUAUGAACGCGUCACUUGUUGACUAUCCCAAAAAUGUCUAUCAUUCGUUACUUGAGAUGCAUCUUUUAAAAUAGAGAAACUAAUAACGCUUUAUUACUUAUUUUUACUUUUAUAAGUUUGAAGUCGUAAAAGUCUCAUCAUCACGAGUGCAUGCUUCAUAAAGUAUAUCGCGAGUUUCGCGGAAGAACCGUUAAAUAAAGCUAGAUUCUAUAAAUUUUACGU
This is a messenger RNA of Temnothorax curvispinosus, 1641 nucleotides long. RefSeq names its product gephyrin-like. The transcript has 8 exons. Gene Ontology annotation, molecular function: molybdopterin molybdotransferase activity. The record is from RefSeq and is a predicted model, not a curated record. NCBI's taxonomy places the organism in Eukaryota, Metazoa, Arthropoda, Insecta, Hymenoptera, Formicidae. Gene Ontology annotation, biological process: Mo-molybdopterin cofactor biosynthetic process; establishment of synaptic specificity at neuromuscular junction; molybdenum incorporation into molybdenum-molybdopterin complex. The coding region runs from base 15 to 1493 and encodes 492 amino acids. Gene Ontology annotation, cellular component: cytoplasm; postsynaptic specialization; postsynaptic membrane.